This is a messenger RNA of Macrobrachium nipponense, 758 nucleotides long. RefSeq names its product crustacyanin-C1 subunit-like. Bases 24 to 692 code for a protein of 222 amino acids. The transcript is spliced from 4 exons. NCBI's taxonomy places the organism in Eukaryota, Metazoa, Arthropoda, Malacostraca, Decapoda, Palaemonidae. Gene Ontology annotation, cellular component: cytoplasm. Gene Ontology annotation, molecular function: pigment binding. Gene Ontology annotation, biological process: lipid metabolic process; response to reactive oxygen species. The record is from RefSeq and is a predicted model, not a curated record.
GGUUACCUACGAGUAUAUAACUGAUGUUGCAGGCUUAUCUGCAGCACAGUCAGUAUUACAACCCGAACACAAUGAACUUCGGAUCUUUCCUCCUGGUGGUGGUCUUGGCAGCAGGCCUCGGGAAUGCUGAUAAAGUUCCCGACUUCGUUAUCAAAGGAAAGUGCCCCGUGGUAGAUGAACAGUCACUUUGGAACAAACAGCUACCACGCCUCUCGGAGAUCUAUUUAUUGUCCAAGUUUGGUGGCGUAUGGUUCCAGCAAGCGAUAACAACUAACCCGUAUCAACUUCUUGACAAGUGUGUUCGGUUGCAGUAUGAUUUUGAUGGAAAAGGUUUCGAUGCCACAGCCACUGGCCUGACUGCCGAAGGAGGUCUAUUGAAGAGAAGAGGAAAGAUCGUACCCAUGCCUCUAGGAGACCCUCAUCUCAUGGUCAACUUCGAUAAUUCGUUCCCAGCGCCUCUUUUGAUCCUCGAUACGGACUACGAAAACUAUGCGUGUCUUUAUUCUUGCAUGAAUUACAAUCACGACUACCAUUCCGAUUUCUCGUUCAUCUUCACUCGCAGCGAGACGCCCUCCAACAGUCACCUGAAGAAGUGUGAGAAAGUCUUCAGGAGCAUCGGUGUAAACACCAGACGGUUUUUCAAGACUGUUCAGGGAAAUGUAUGUUCUUACGAUAAGCAAGUGACUCUGUGAAAUGUCAGAUGGCAGUUUUACUUUGUGAACAUUUGUGCGACUCUAUAGAAAUAAACUUAAUAUACA